Messenger RNA from Mya arenaria, 2133 nucleotides. Its product is annotated as UDP-N-acetylglucosamine transferase subunit ALG14 homolog. The transcript has 5 exons. Gene Ontology annotation, cellular component: UDP-N-acetylglucosamine transferase complex. Bases 1 to 654 code for a protein of 217 amino acids. Lineage: Eukaryota; Metazoa; Mollusca; Bivalvia; Myida; Myidae. Gene Ontology annotation, biological process: dolichol-linked oligosaccharide biosynthetic process. The record is from RefSeq and is a predicted model, not a curated record.
AUGGAGCCGGUUAUUGUUAUUGUUGGUGUUGUUGCAGCCAGUUUUAUUGCUAUUGCUGGGAUUGUAGCAAUAUGUUUACUCGUUUUAUUUGACAAAAGUGAAGAUGCACUUAAUAUGAAACGUAGAAAGGAACAUGACAAGGUUUCUUUGUUGGCAGUUCUUGGUUCAGGCGGGCACACCACAGAACUCUUAAGACUUGUUGACCGCCUAGGGGACCACUAUCAGCCCCGCUUCUAUGUUCUUGCAAACACUGACGCCAUGAGUCGGGCAAAGGUGGAGCAAACUGAGAGGGACACUGGACAUGAGUACGCAGUGCAUGAAAUUCCGAGAAGCCGGGAAGUUGACCAGUCCUGGUUCACAACUGUUCUGUCCACCUUGUAUGCUUCCCUCUAUGCGUUUCCCCUUGUUGUCAAACUUCGACCGGAAAUUAUUUUAUGCAAUGGACCAGGAACGUGCAUACCCAUUUGUGUUGCUGGAAUAUUAAUGAAGAUAUUUUAUAGUACAAAGGUAAUAUACGUGGAAAGCAUAUGCCGUGUAGAAACCCUUUCUCUGUCAGGGAAGAUCCUUUACCGUUUAGCCGACAGUGUUAUUGUUCAGUGGCCACAGUUACAGAAGAAAUACCCAAAGACUGUGUACAUGGGAAGAAUUGGAUGAAUCUACAUUAUUGAGAACUUUAUUUCUACUAUGGAGCAGAUAGCUCUGUUUGUUAUUUGUUAUGCAAAAUGCUCAGUUGAUUGUACAAUAAGUUAAUGAUAGGAGGGUAAAUCUCUGUCUGUAGUUAGCAGCUUCAUGAUUUCUUAUAUUGCUUGUUAAACAUUUCAAACUCAAUUAAAUCUUUAAUACUGAUAGUACUUCGAGAAGAUGGAGUCAAGACUUUAAGUUAUUAUUUGUUAUUUCUGCCUCUGUAAGGCAUAUGUUUAUUGCACUCUCCGUUCCUUCUUCAGUGUAUGUUCAUUACAACCUUUUCUCAGCAAUAACUUUUGUUAAUUUUGGUGGGAUCUCAUUCAAACUUCCUGGAAUUUGUAGGCACCAUGGGAAGGUGUGUAUAUUGUUAAAAAGGAUUGUCUUAAUUCUUAAUGUCAAGGUCACACCUGGUGUUCAACUUGAUAAAUUGUGGAAUUUAUAGCAAUCAUAAUUGUUUUCAUCCAUAACUUUUUAACAGUUAAAGGGCAUUCAAUUAAAGUUCAUAUUGUAGUGCACCAUGAGAAGGUAUGCCACGCACAAAGUUCAUGCACUUAUGUCAAAGGUCAAGGUCACACUUGAAGUUCAACGUUGAUCACUAUGGAUUCCGUAGCAAUACUUUGUGUCUCAGCCGUAAGUUUUAAACUACUACCGACGUUUACUUCAAUAAAACUUCAUAGAAUUGUAGAGCACCAUGUGAAAGUGUGUUGUUCUCAAAAUUUAGCAAUACCAUAUUUUUUAAAUAUCAAUAGAAUUCAAUCAAACUUUACAGAAUGGUAGGGCGACAAGUGAAGGUGUGUCUGCAUUAAUUUCGUUGUCUUAUCUUAAAUGCACCCAAAGCAUUUUUCAUGUUUAUGUGACAUUAUUGAAUUAUUGUAUCAUUUUCUCAUAAUGAAGUUGAUCUAGAAGAAAUUUGAUUUCAAUUUUUUAGUUGAAAGCAACUUUUAUGGCAAUUCUAUUUUCAACAUUUUCAAUGAUUUUGUUCUUCUCAUUGUUACACUAUACAGUGAUAAAUGCUAACAUACACAUUUUUUCUGGCUUGAUAAAUAUCUGCCUCAAUAUUUGUACUAGAUAAUGGCUUCAGCAGUCACUUGUUGUGUUAUGUUAAGUGAUAUUGUACUGAGACAUUCGUAAAUAAGAACCCAGGAGGUCAUUUCAGUAAAGAUCUUUUGGAUUUUAGUAAAAAAAAUGGAAUUAACUUUGAGACAUCGUUUCAUUACUUUGAGAUAGAUUUUAGCGAAUUUUUCUUAAGUCAGUAGAAACAAGUCAAUGUUUUGCCAGGUAUGUGACGUUUGACAGAUUUAAGAUUGUGUAGUUUGGUCUAAAACCCUGUAUUAAAGAGACUGUGUCACAGAUUGGCACCAAAAAAAGUUUUUUUUUGUUAGGAAUCUCAGGACAAUUAUUAUCUAAUAGAAUGUGUUACGCUUUGAUAUCAUAAUUGUAAAAAAAGUA